Tetrahymena thermophila SB210 is the source of this 2331-nucleotide messenger RNA. Its product is annotated as BZIP transcription factor. The record is from RefSeq and is a predicted model, not a curated record. Gene Ontology annotation, molecular function: DNA-binding transcription factor activity. Lineage: Eukaryota; Ciliophora; Oligohymenophorea; Hymenostomatida; Tetrahymenidae. The transcript is spliced from 11 exons. Gene Ontology annotation, biological process: regulation of DNA-templated transcription.
AUGGAUUAAAACUACUUAUAGAGACUAGCAUAAGAGGAAACGCAUACAGAAAAUCAUCACAUUUCAAUUCUUGAUAAUGAUUUUAUGCAAACAUUGUAUGAAAAUAAUCCACCUAAAAAUCUCACAUAGAAUAUGCCUUUCUAAGUUAACCAAAAUUUUGGACUGUUGACUAGCGAGGGAAAUCCCUUUACCACAAAUUUCAAUUUAGGUGCAUACAAUCAUACCAUAAAUUAACAAAAUUCCUAAAAUCCGCUAAACAUAGGCUUAAACUUUGCUGGAUCGAACAACACCAAUUAAUUUGGAGCAAGUUUUCUUCAUUAAAACAACUCUGGAAAUGGAUCGGCAUAGGAUGACUUCAAUAAAUAUAUUGCAAAUAAUACAAGCUUUUUAGAUGGAGGAGACUAUAUGAAUGCCAACAUUUAAAUAAUAAAAAAAUCAAAGGGUAAUUCAAUUAAGAAUAAUAAUUAACAGAAGACUCAGGAUGAUAAAAAGUUAUCUAAUUCUCGCUAAAACUCAAACAGUGAAGCUCAAAAUGCUGCAAAUGGCUAAAUGAAUGAUGAAUAAAAAUUGAAACUUGAAAAAAGUCAAAGUCAAUAAAAUAAUUUAAAUAGUAGCAUUAACAGUAACAACAGCAAUAAUACAAACAACAAUAGUAAUAAUAACAAUAAUUCUAACAACACAAAUAAUGCUGCCAACAGCAAUAACAAUAAUAAUGCCAAUGGCAAUGCAUCUUCCUUAAAGCAUACAACCAAAAACACAUAUAUAAACAAAAUUAAUUCUCUCAUCACUGAUCAAGAAUAGCUCAAAAGAGAAUCCUAAUUUAUUCAAACUCUGUAAAAAGAAUAAUAAUUUUCUGAUGUUAUUUUGAAAGACCAACGUAUGUAAGAAAGUGUUAGAAUAAGACAAUAAUAGCUAUAACAAACAAAGGAUUAAGUUAGUCCUGUUCCUGCAUCUAAUCCAAUAACAAUAACUAACAAAUCUCAGUCAUCAACUGAUGCCAUCUAAAAAGAAAACGAUUAAUAUGCUUUAUACUCCCAACAAGACAAAGGUUCAGAAAGCUCUUCCAGUAAUUAAAAUGGAAGCAAAUAAAAUUAUGAAAAAAAACUCAACGAAAAACUUGUUAGAAACAGAGAAAGUGCCAGAAACAGCAGAAAAAGAAAGAAAAUUUACAUUGAAUUGCUUGAAACAAAAGUUGCUAAUCUCAACGAAGAGCUAGAAAAAACAAAAAGAGCUUUAGAAUCAAAUAACUAAUAUUUAAAUAAAAUGAGCUUCCAAACUUAACUAGCAGGAUUGAAUCUAAACUAAACUUAGUUACUUGAUAAGCUAGAAAAGUGUAUUCAAUCUAACGGCGAAGAAAAUGAAAUUAAUUUACUUUUAGAUAGUCUGAGAUUUAGAUUAGGAGCAACAGGAAAGGAAAGAAUUACAGCAAUAAACUACUUCUUCAAAUAAAUAUUGGACAUUUGUAUACCAACUCAUUUCAGAUACUUACUUUAUACUGCAGAUGCAGAGGAAGACAUGUUUGCUGAUAAUCCUUUCUCUCCUGAACAAAUGAAUAAGAGACCUGAUUGGAGAAAAGAAUUAAUAUAGUACGUUGACAUUAAUGAUACUCAAAGAUAAAAAAUUUUGAAGUUCAAGAAGAAAUUUAAAUAAGAAAAAAAGAAUUUAGAUGACUUAAUAAUCAGUUUGUAAUAAAUUAAGAAGAACAUUCAAGAAAAAACUUAUUCCUUAGAGCACAUGGUAGAUAGCCUUAGAAAUUAUAUGAAUCCUAUGCAAUCAGCUAAGUUUUUAUCUUUUAUGGAAAGAAAUAGAUAUAGAAAAGAGAUUUCUAAUACAAGUCUUUGGCAGGCCUUGAAAGCUGAAGAUCAAGAAGUUGAUGAUUAUGAGGAUGAUAAUAUUAGUUAAAAUAAUGAUCCUAAUUCUCAGUUAUAGUUUUUGUGCUAACAGACAUAAUAAUAAUUAUACUUCUAAUAAUAAUACAAUCAACCACAACUUGGGUUUAAUAGUAGUGGAUUUUUAGGUGAUUUCUAGAAUCCCUACGGAUAACCUGCUAAUAAUGGAUUUUAAAAUUCUUUUUAUGGAGGAAUGCCAAACCCAUAAAACUUAAUGGGAAAUGGACCAACUCCUAAUAACAAUAAUCCCCAAUUUUCGAGUUAAAAUAGUGCUUUUAAUUACCACCAAAAUCAACAAUAAAAUGGAAUGAACGGAAAUAAUGCUUUACACUAAGGGAUGAUGUAGCAAUCUCUAAACGACUUUAGUACAAAAAUUGAAUCAGGCUCACUUCCUAGGAAAAAAUUGAAGAGUAAUAAUUCAAUGAGUCAGGACCAGAUGUGA